Messenger RNA from Talpa occidentalis (Iberian mole), 3566 nucleotides. It is a transcript of the gene DAB2, whose product is annotated as DAB adaptor protein 2. Gene Ontology annotation, cellular component: plasma membrane. Bases 493 to 2802 code for a protein of 769 amino acids. Lineage: Eukaryota; Metazoa; Chordata; Mammalia; Eulipotyphla; Talpidae. The record is from RefSeq and is a predicted model, not a curated record. The transcript has 16 exons. Gene Ontology annotation, biological process: positive regulation of endocytosis; receptor-mediated endocytosis; negative regulation of canonical Wnt signaling pathway.
GGCGCGGGGAGCCGAGCGAGCCCUUGAGCGGCGGCUGCUCGAGUUAAUCAACAGUUAAGUUUGGAAGACUCAGCAGACACGUUGAGGGGGAGUUACCAAGCCCAGGCAGCAAAAACAUCCCGGCGCAUUCCAGGGGAGUCCUCAGCUGCCAGCAUCUGAUUAGAACCAUAUCUCGCCGGGAGUGGCCGCGCGCUCCGAGGCUCCCGGGCCCGCGGCUAUUUAAGCGCGGCCCGCGGUGUCGGCUGCGCUGCAGCCCGGAGGCGGGGGACCCGGGAGUCAUGCUCGCGUCGAGAGGCAGAGCCAGCCUACUAUGCAUUUACCUACCUGUCCAAUAUUGCUACCCUACAAACUACUAUAUCUCCGAGGAAUUUAACUUAAAGACACAGCAAGGUAUCUGUGGUAGGUUAUGUUCAUUUGAGACGUCUCUACUGGGGACCUCCUGGUGUCACUGAGUGUCAGCUGGUGCCGGAGUUUGCUGCCUGCCUCCUUACCAUGUCUAACGAAGUAGAAGCCAGCACAACGAAUGGUCAGCCUGAGCAGCAGGCUGCCACAAAAGCACCGUCCAAGAAGGAAAAGAAGAAAGGCUCUGAAAAGACAGAUGAGUAUCUCUUGGCCAGAUUCAAAGGUGAUGGUGUAAAAUACAAGGCCAAGCUAAUUGGUAUUGAUGAUGUGCCAGAUGCAAGAGGUGAUAAAAUGAGCCAAGAUUCUAUGAUGAAACUAAAGGGGAUGGCGGCAGCCGGUCGGUCUCAGGGACAACACAAACAAAGGAUCUGGGUCAACAUUUCUCUUUCUGGGAUAAAAAUAAUUGAUGAGAAAACUGGGGUAAUAGAACAUGAACAUCCAGUAAAUAAGAUUUCUUUUAUUGCCCGCGAUGUGACAGACAACCGGGCAUUUGGUUAUGUGUGUGGAGGAGAAGGCCAGCAUCAGUUUUUUGCCAUAAAAACUGGGCAACAGGCUGAGCCAUUAGUUGUUGAUCUUAAGGAUCUUUUUCAAGUUAUCUAUAAUGUAAAGAAAAAGGAAGAAGAAAAGAAAAAGAUGGAAGAAGCCAACAAAGUAGGAGAGAAUGGGAACGAGUCCCUACUGACUUUUGAUGAGCAAGCUAACAAACUGAAAUUGGGUGUUGACCAGAUGGAUAUGUUUGGGGACAUGUCUACACCUCCUGACCUAAAUAGUCCAACAGAAAGCAAAGAUAUCCUGUUAGUGGAUCUAAACUCUGAAAUCGACACCAAUCAGAAUUCUUUAAGAGAAAAUUCAUUCUUAACAAACGGCAUCACCUCCUGCUCCCUCCCUCGACCAAAGCCUCAGGCAUCUUUCUUGCCUGAAAAUGCCUUCUCUGCCAAUCUCAACUUCUUUCCCACCCCUAAUCCUGAUCCUUUCCGUGAUGAUCCUUUUGCACAUCCAGACCAAUCAACACCCUCUUCGUUUGAUUCUCACAACUCUCCAGAUCAGAAGAAAGAGAAUUUGAGUAGCUUGUCUUCUCCACUGAGUAACGGGCCUCUGAAUGGGGAUGUUGAUUACUUUGGUCAGCAAUUUGACCAAAUCUCUAACCGGACUGGCAAACAGGAAGCUCAGACAGGCCCAUGGCCCUUUUCGAGUACGCAAACACAGCCAGCAGUGAGGAAUCAAAAUGGGGUAUCUGAAAGAGAACAGAACGGCUUCCAUGUCAAAUCCUCCCCGAACCCUUUUGUGGGAAGCCCUCCCAAAGGACUCUCUGUACCGAAUGGCGUAAAGCAGGACUUGGAAAACUCUGUCCAGUCCUCACCACAAGACUCCAUUGCCAUUAUCCCACCUCCACAAAGUACCAAACCAGGAAGAGGCAGAAGGACUGCUAAGUCUCCAGCAAAUGAUUUGCUUGCAUCAGACAUCUUUGCUCCUCCCGUCUCAGAAUCUCCAGGCCAGACUUCACCUACAGGACAGUCUGCAACUGCACAGCCCAACCCUCUGGAUCUCUUCAAAACAAGUGCUUCUGCCUCAGUGGGGCCCCUUGCAGGUCUAGGUGGUGUGCCAGUUGCACCCCCUCAGACAGCACCCUGGAGCCCAGCAUCUUUAGUAUUCAAUCAGUCAACUCCAGUGGUCCCAGGAGCCCUGAUGGGUGGUCAACCUGCAGGAUUUGGUCAAGCAAUCGUUUUUACCGCAAACCCACCUGUGGCGGGUUGGAGCCAGCCUUCAUCCUACGCAGCUUCACCUUCCCCUCCAGCCCCUGCUGUUUGGGGCCCAUCAGCAUCAGUGGCACCCAAUGCUUGGUCAUCAACAAGUCCUUUGGGGAAUCCUUUUCAGGAUAUUUUCCCACCACCCUCUGGGGCUGCCCAAUCCUCUUCUAUGCUCUCCUCUCUCCUGGCCACUCCUCCUCAACCACCUCCCAGAACGGGCCCCCCAAAGGACAUCUCCAGUGAUGCCUUCACUGCCUUGGACCCUCUUGGGGAUCGAGAAGUCAAGGAAGUGAAAGAAAUGUUUAAAGACUUCCAACUGCGGCAACCACCUGCUGUGCCCGCAAGGAAGGGAGAGCAGUCUUGUUCUGGGACUUCAAGUGCCUUCUCCAGUUAUUUCAACAGCAAAGUUGGCAUUCUUCAAGAGAAUGCAGACCACGAUGACUUUGAUGCUAAUCAGCUGUUGCAAAAAAUCAAUGAACCACCAAAGCCAACUCCCAGACAAAGUGCCCUGCCAGUUACCAAAUCUGCUGACAAUGCAUUUGAGAACCCUUUCUCUAAAGAUUCUUUCAGUUCAUCACAAGCCUCUAUGGUUUCUCCUCAAUCUGCAUCUUCUGAUGUAUAUAGGGAUCCUUUUGGAAAUCCUUUUGCCUAACUUCCGAAUCCGGUGUGCUGACUCCCCAGAGAACCAAAAGGUUGACCUUAGUAGUCAAGAAAGCUAAUGGCCAGACAAGUCCUUACCUCUGCCCUUGUUCCAGCUUUGACAUAUUAUCUGCUGCCUUAUUUCUUGCUGCUUCUUCCACUUGUAAAAUGUCUUUCACUUUUUGUCUAGGUUUAAAGCUAAACUGAAUCUAUGGCUUUAAAUAAAUUAAGAAUCUAAACUCUCUAGCUUAAAUGUAAAUGAAGUAGUUUCCCUAUUUGAAUACUUGCUGAUUGCAUCCCUUGAGCCUUCUAGAAAACUAUUUACCAGGUACUCUCUGGGAGAUGCAGCUACCACAACAUUUCAGAUCAUGUGGUUUUGAAAAAAUUAUUUAAAUUCUUACUGUUCAAAGUUGUUUGGGAUUCUGUUUUAGAGUAUAAAACCUAAGGAAUAUCAUAGAUCCAGGCACCUUCUUAAGUCUUGCUUCAGACCAUCAUUUACAGAGAAUUUUUACAAUAAAAUUGAUGCAAAUCCAACUUUUCCUAGGCUGUUUGGAAGAUUCUUUUUAAAGAUAUAACUUCUCCUCUUUCUGAUGAUUAUUUUUCUCUCAAAGGCAAGAUUGUUCCUUUUCCAAUUUCUUCUCAGUUAUUGCAAAGGAGGGAAAAGGAUAAUUUAUCUCUUCACUUCUUUUCCCUCUGAUUCUCUUUUCAGUCAGUUUCACUCCUUGCCCCAUAGAACAUUAUUUACCUUAUACAAGCAGCAGAGUCUUUCAGGGCAAA